Penicillium daleae is the source of this 5190-nucleotide messenger RNA. RefSeq lists its product as uncharacterized. Gene Ontology annotation, biological process: DNA repair; telomere maintenance. The transcript is spliced from 4 exons. Gene Ontology annotation, molecular function: DNA helicase activity. Lineage: Eukaryota; Fungi; Ascomycota; Eurotiomycetes; Eurotiales; Aspergillaceae. Bases 1 to 5190 code for a protein of 1729 amino acids. The record is from RefSeq and is a predicted model, not a curated record.
AUGGCUCUUGCCAGCCGCGAUACCGUGUGUGGUUCUUGUGGGAAGCUUGUUCCUCUUGCUGAUACACGCCGGUUUCUGGAUGGUGACCCCUUGCUACGACCGGUGGAAGGUUUCCUCGAUACCUGCGGUCGUACCGAAGGUCUUUGGUGUCUCUGUUCGUCCUGUCAUUCCGCCUUACUUCGAGGAUCUGUUCCGAAAUUCUCCGCCAAGAACCUAGUAAAUGUAACUCUCUGCCAGCACUAUCCUGACGCCCUCAAAGAUCUUUCUCUGACCGAAGAAUAUCUCAUCGCCAAGUCCCACCCUGUUGGCGUGGUGCUUAAGCUACGACCAGGUGGCCAAACGUCGCCAGCAAACUACCGGGCACUUCGCGGCCAUUUCAUUAUUAUACCCCAGGAUCCGAAGCCACUCCUUCAAAUACUACCAAGCCCAGAUCUACAGUUUGCGGAGCUAAUCAAAGUCUUCUGGCUGGGGAACCGGCCUCCAUCCACUGAUGAUCUACAGCCAUUUUUGCUUGUUCGCAAGCAUAAGGUACUUGCUGCUUUGCAAUAUCUUGUACGGUACAAUCCUUUGUACCAAGACGUGACUAUUAAUCAUUCAGCCGUAGACGAAUGGCCCGAUGAUUUCGUCCCCUCCGACCUGCAACAGGAGAUGGUAUAUUUGGGCGAAUCAGACCAUCAUGAACGAGCGGGGUACACUGUCAAUUUACAAGAGCACAACUAUGAAAACGAUUGGCAAGCCGCUGAAGAUCACCCGGAUCACCCUGCUGGGGAUUCUCUUCCUGUAACUGGUUCUGUACUCACGGACAUCAACGGAGAACGCCAGAACCCUGAUAUUCGUCUACUCAACACGGUACACCCUCUUGUCAAUGACCGACCGCCCGAAGUCCAAUCUCACCAUCCUUCUGCUGGUCAUGCUGACCAUACACAUCAAUUUUCUAGCUCUCGGGAUCCGCCUGUUAUUAGAUUUGCCAUACACGGCCAGGCCUCUCUUCUGAAUCAAUGGCAAGAUCCUCAUUAUUUCACAUCUGCUUUCCCAACGCUAUUCCCGGCCGGUGUUGGAGGCCACCUAGACCAUCGUGCUAUACCUGUAUCAAUUGCCGCCCUUGCUGACUGGGCACUACGCCAUCAUACUCGAAGAUUUUCACGCCACCGAACGUUUAUGUACCUGCUUUACGACGUUAUUCAGCUUCGAAAUUCAUGCUUGGGUAACACGCUGCUCAUCAAACGAUCUCAAUGGACUUCUGUAACCCAGGAUUUGGGCUCGCUUAAUGUUGAUCGUCUGCGAAAGGCGACUGAAGAACUUGCCGCGAAUCAUGUCACAACCGACCCCCUAGUCCGGCGACUCCUCAAAAAUAUAACUGCCAUUGGCGUGCAGUUGCGAGCCGAGAUUCGAGGUCUUCUCGUUCGAGAAGGGAUGCCUGCAUUCUGGUUGACGAUCAACCCGUCUGACCUCCAGAAUCCACUGGUUCUUGUUCUUGCUGGUGUUCAUCUUCCUACUCACUCCUCUACCAAUUUAACAUCAACUCUUCGAUAUGCGACAGCAACAUCAGACCCUGUGGCUGUUGCCAGAUUCUUCUAUUAUACCUGCAAAGCGGUUCUUGACGGUCUCCUUGGUAGCAAGCCUGGUGAAUUUGGAAUUCUUGGGGACGUAUCUAAUUAUUUUGGCGUUGUCGAAAGUAAUGGGAGAGGCAUGCUCUACCUUCACGCUUUAGUCUGGAUUCAGGGUAAUCUUGGAUUCAUGCAACUGCGUGAUCGUAUCCUUGCAGAUGGACAUUUCGCAAAUCGAAUGAUCCAAUUCUUGGAAGCGGUCAUUAUGCAUGGUUUACAUGAUGCUGAUAUUGACAAUGCUGGAAGUUCCGCCUCGCGCGUGCCUCCUUCAUUACAAGGCUCGGAGACGGACACUGAAUUUACUCGCAACCUUUUCCAGGAUGGCAAUUGUGUUGCUCAUACCAAGCAACUUCACUCUAAGCGUCACACAUCAACCUGUUUCAAAUACCGUCACCAAGCAUUAGGCGAUCGUAUUUGCCGUUUUGGUAUGCCUCGUGAUCUUCAGGAUAAAUCGAGAGUAGACGAGAACGGCAUCAUUCACCUUGCCAGGAACCACGCAUGGGUCAAUCCGUGGAAUCCAGCUCUCGCCAGCUGUAUCCGUUCUAACCAUGAUAUCUCCUGGAUUCCGACUGUGUCAAAGUCUCUGUCCCUCUUAUAUUAUAUCACCAAUUACGCUACUAAAGACGACGUUACACCAUGGCAGAUGGUAGCGAAGGCCGCUUUGUUGAAACAAAUGAUCGAUCGUGCCAUGUCUACCCCCGCUCCUAGUUCCGUAGAUUUACACCUUCGACAAAGAGGGAUGGACAACUUUGCUCUCCGCUGCUUUAAUAGCUUGUCACAAGACCGAGAAAUUAGUGGAGUCCAGGUUGCGAGUUCCUUACUCCAACUUCCGUCCUACUACACACUCAACUAUAAUUUCACACGCCUCAAUCUCUGGUGGCUCAGGCGGUACGUUCGGUCGGUCAUCUAUCCAGAACAAUCCCUAAAUGCUUCGCCAUCAGACGCGAUUGGAGAUGAACCGUGCAACUACGACCAUGGCUCAGCUGCGCCAGCAAAUGUUUUCGAUAAUUAUAAGUUGCGCGGCAGUCUCUUGUCCUCUCUAUCCAUCUUCGAAUACUGUAUGUUAGUGCGCACCAAAAGACUGAAAGAUGCAACCACGGAUGACGUACCCUUCGCCGAGGAACAUCCAAGACACCUUACUCAUAUACAGCGGCUGGCUCAAUCUCCCUCUCAGACAGCUACGGUGACUUUCCAAGGCGAACUGACGGAAUUCCAGUCCGUGGAGGAUUCCGUUCCUGGAGGACACCCCACAACAACUGCGAUUCAAAAUGACCUCGCUGAGAUCCUACUAGGGCUUUUCGUCCCAUGGGAGAACCUAGCCUUAGCCAUUCGUCAAACACAUACUGCCACCGAAACCGCACAUGAUAAUCUUCAUCACGUCUGGACCACUAUUGAACCAACGCUACCAGCAUAUAUCCGCUCCUUCGCACAGAAUAUUGAGCUCUUACGAAAAUCAAAGAGCGACUGCCAAGCUGACGCUGUGUUCCGAAAACGUGCUGCCCUACAUACCUCCCCGAUUGACCAUGACCUAUCCAAUCCUCCCUAUCCCGCUUCUGACUCGGACGAUGAGACUCCACAUCUUCCACAAAUAUUGAACGAUACUCUGAGCAAAGAGACUCUCCUAGCAGCAUUUUUUUCCAUAAGCCGACGUUGGGCUCAUGAGGCAUAUGAUGCCCAACGCCAUAUCACAACUCUCGCCUUAACUUCUUUCACCCCUUUAUCUCUUCAACCGCAAAACCUCCGACCGGUCCAUAUUUCCAACAACAUGCUGUACGAAUCGUCCGGCCUCAGAUUCGUUCCGCCUCCCACCUUGCAAGAAUGGAAAACACGUCUUAAAAAUAUCACCAUGCUCACAGAUCCAAAUAUUUCUGCCAACGUGUCAAACCCCGCGAUCUCUGACCUUGAUGACUUUAACCUCGACAUCAUCGAUGAUAUUUUAGUUCCUAUGCUAACUUACUCAGAUCCGCUCCCUGACCUGCUAGACCGACGCUCUCGAGUAGGGCAGAACCCCACAGGCGCUUCUCUAACCUUCCUCGUGCGCGAAACUAUCCCCCUGAAUGAGAAACAGCGUAUCAUCGUGGAGAAAGUUCUGUCCGACGUGCUCAUCUGCGCUAGCCAUCCGUAUGAUCAUUCCCAACGUAAUCAAACUCUCCUCUAUAUAGGAGGCGAAGGUGGUGUUGGCAAAAGCCAGAUUGUCAAAGCGAUUGACGCUGGAAUGGAUCUGAUCCACCGCAAAGAUGAAGUAAUCCUAAUGCCACCAACAGGGGCAGCCGCCGAUGUUAUCGGAGGAAGCACCUAUCACAUAUCUCUUGGUAUUUCUCUGAAUCGGUAUCGACGAACCGGAGUGGGAGCGAGGGUUCGCAGGCUGUGGGCUCGGAAAACAAUUAUGAUCAUAGACGAGGCGAGUAUGAUUGAUCUUUCUGCGCUAAGCAUCAUUAAUACGCGUUGUAAGAUCGCCCGAUCUCUUGACAGAUCCUCGACCGACCUCUUCGGUGGCUUGCCUGUAGUGAUUCUCAUGGGGGAUUUCCACCAAUUUCCUCCGGUCCAAGGCCAGCCCUUAUGGAAACUUCCUAGAAACGAAACUGAGCAGGACGGAAAACUUAUCUGGAGCCAAUUCAAGCAAGUCAUCAUCCUCCAUGAGCAGAUGCGACAAGCAGAGGACUUACCUUAUCGAAAUCUGCUUACUCGAGCGAGAACUGGCACACUUACCUACGACGAUAUGUCGACCUUAAACUCUAAAGCCCUCACGUCACUUGCCGAUCCUUAUCUGCAAGACGCAACAAUUGUUGCCAAGCUGAAUGCACUUCGACACGUCAUAAAUCGUUUCCAGGUAGAACGCUUUGCUCGGGCGAGGCAACAAAAAGUCAUAAUUUUCCCCGCCCUCCAUACUCGCACACGAUCCUCCGACACGGCCGACCUACAGCUUCGCGCAGAUGACCUCCUCGGUCUUCCAGAACAAGGCUCAAGAGUUCCUUGCCCGGGGCUGAUUCUCUACACCCUUUCCAUGCCGACCAUGGUUUUGACAAACACAUGCACACCGGCAGGAUUAGUCAACGGAGCGAUUGGGGAGGCGCUGUCUAACACCCUCCACACGCGGCUAGCCGACUUCCACGAACUCGACGAUCUAUAUAUUUUCUGCACCAAACCCCCCUUCUGUCUUCUCUUCAAGCCAAGUCGCUCUAAAUCUGUUCCCUUGGCUUCACUGGAUGAGGACAUCUUACCUAUCUUUCCUUUUGAGGCGUCUAUAACAGUAAAAGGAUAUUCGGUCCGCCGGAAGCAGAUUCCAAUAUGUCCAGCCUUUUGCCUUACCGACUACAAGAUCCAAGGCGCCACACUCCCUUCGGCCGUUUUGGAUCUGAACAAUGGCAAUGGAAAUCGUCGGCAGGACUCGCAUCGGAAGUAUUGCUCCACAUACGUACAACUGUCACGCCUCCGAUCAUUUGCAGGUCUCCAUCUUCUACAGCCUGUCAACAUGAACGAUCUCAGACAUAGCCCCGAUCCCCAGUUACUGGAUGAGAUGCGACGGCUACGGGCACUGGAGCUUGAAACUCUCCAUACGUGGCAAAACAUCAACUCUGCAUAG